This is a messenger RNA of Glycine soja, 1222 nucleotides long. RefSeq lists its product as uncharacterized. The coding region runs from base 161 to 817 and encodes 218 amino acids. NCBI's taxonomy places the organism in Eukaryota, Viridiplantae, Streptophyta, Magnoliopsida, Fabales, Fabaceae. The record is from RefSeq and is a predicted model, not a curated record. The transcript is spliced from 7 exons.
CAUAACAAAACAAAUUUAUAGAUACUAUUAAAAAACCAGAGAGCACAUGAUCUGGAGCCUUACCAUAUGCAGUUCUCUAGUGGAUUCUAUACGGUGAAAUAGAUUACGAACUACGAACUAAGUGCAAACAUCCGAAGACACCGAGCGACAAAGAUCGACGAUGAUGGACGAAACCGAAGAAUUAGAACCGUUGUUUGAUUACAGCCGGGUUCAGCCUCUGAACCCCAUCGACCUCGAUGAUGAUCUUGAUGAUUACGAGGAUGUGAUUUGCGUUGAUAGUAAAAAGAGGAAGAUUUCCCAGGCUGUUGGGAAUGAGAAGACUAAUGGGAAAAGAGUAACAGUGGUGGACAUUGAGGAUGAUGAUUGGUUACCUCCUCCACCAAAGAUCGCAAGUAAUGCACAGAAGACGAUUGACGAGGAUUCAACUUUGAAAAAAUUGAGAUUAAAGAAGCAGGAACUUGCAUCGUUUGCCGAAUCAGCAAAAGAAUUGUUAAAAGAUGUCGAAGAGUCUUCAAAAUUGGAAAUUGAUAAUUCAUUGCAGUCUUCCGUGGUUGGUGUAGAUGAGAAAAGUACAGAGCAUUCUGAAAGAGCAAAGAUUGUUGUUUCCGUUCAGGACAAGGAUGGAACAAAGCAGAUUCGUAUGUUCAUGGAUGACAAGUUUGAAAGGAUUGUCAAAACAUAUGCAGAGAAAAUCAAGUGUAACCUGAAACAGAUAGUAUUGUCCUUUGAUGGUGAUAAAAUAAGUUCGUCUGAAACCCCUGCUAGCCUUGGGAUGGAAGACGAUGAUAUUAUUGAAGUUCAUGUCAAAUCAAGUUGAUCGAGGUCUUCAAUCAUGGAUUCAUGGAGCUCAAACUGACAUUUCGGGGCCACGUUUGGGAGUUACAUAUACCCUAGAAGGUUUUUUUUUUUUAGCAUCUUUAUUACAAGAAAAACAAUGCCAGUUCAUAAUGUAUUUGCAAUAGUGGGCCCAACUGUACAACACUUUUUUUUUUUUUUACAGAAUUGUCUAGUAUUGCUCUUUUUGGUGGGUGUUUCUUUGGUUUAUGGUAUAGGUUUCUGAUAAAGCGGAAACCCUCCUGUUAUUAGAUGUGCAUUGCAUUUGGGCUUUUGCAAGCAGUUUGCUUGGUUGUUCAAAUAGAUGUAUGUCAAGAGGAAGCUCAAUUUUGAUUCGGACAUUCUAACUAUAAUCAUUUAUAAGGAAGACAAUUCUUUUAGUUAGACA